This is a messenger RNA of Guyanagaster necrorhizus, 915 nucleotides long. RefSeq lists its product as uncharacterized. The record is from RefSeq and is a predicted model, not a curated record. The transcript has 3 exons. NCBI's taxonomy places the organism in Eukaryota, Fungi, Basidiomycota, Agaricomycetes, Agaricales, Physalacriaceae. Bases 1 to 915 code for a protein of 304 amino acids.
AUGGCAGACAACGACGAAAUUGACUUAGAAACUCUCCAAGCGCGGAUUGACCUCUCGAUGUCCUUUACCCAUGACUUGGUGUCUUCAUGGGUCAAACCAUCUCCAAACACCAACAGAUCGUCUUCUAGUAAAAAGAUUGAAAAAAUUCUACAAGAGGAACUGCGUCGGCCCCCGAGGCUAGGUGUAGGUGCUUCAGCAUCAGACUAUAAUACAUUGUCUUCGCGAGAAACUGCACGUCUAAAAGGACAUCUUCUCAGUAAUGGGAAGAAACAUCUCAGGGAGGACGAAGGCCCUCAACGUUCUACCUCGAAGCAUACUGCAGAGGAAUCUGACGAAGGAGAAAGUAGAGCGGAGGCUAUUCGCAAGAAGCCUAAAAUAGACCCCUUCGCCGGUUACAGCAAGGAAAAGAGGAAUAAGGAAACGUUGAAUCGUGCAUUGAAUGUUGAACCAUGUUCCAGCACCCCAACGGAAGCUUCAUCAUCCAAUGUUGGUGUUACCGCUACGGAGGAGGUCGCGUCCGGCCUCGUGACGUCCGAGAAAAAGCGGAAGAAGAAACAUAAAAAUGCGGUCGCAUUAGCCUCGAAUGAUAGUGCUCUAACGACGAUCUCAACAAAGAGUAACUCUGCCAAUGACGACGAUUCUGUCCCGGAGACUUCAGAACCAUUUCUGCUGUCACCAUCAAGAACCCUAGCCUUCUCACUCAAGACGGUUCCCAAAAUACCCAUUGGUCUGCCAACAUCUCUGCUGAAACAACCCUUAUUAAACCUUGAAGGGCCAGUCUUCGAUACAAGUGACGACAGAAGCCUCGACAACCAUUCACCCACAGAUACUCCGAAGAAGAAGAAACGGAGAAAGAGAAAGAAAAAGAGGCAUUCAGCUUUUGAAGGACCCUCAGAACAGGUGAAAUUUUCGUGA